GUGGUGCUGAACGGACAGCGGCGCCCGGUGCCGCCGUCCUCUUCCCGCAACGCACGCGCUCACACCGCGAUGGCGAUGGGCGCACACGCGAAGAAAGGAGGCUCGAGGAGCGUAGCAGUGGAACGGAAGAACCUGAUCACCGUCUGCAGGUUUUCGGUGAAGACCUUGCUGGAGAAGUAUACGGCAGAACCAAUCGACGACUCCUCAGAGGAAUUCAUCAAUUUUGCCUCCAUUCUCGAGCACAUCCUCAGCCACCGCUUUAAAGGAGCAGGGAGCUGGUUCGAUGGCCAGCGCAGUUUCUGGGACUUCAUCCGCCUGGCCUGCAGUAAAGUGCAGAACAGCUGCAUCGGCAGCAUCGAGAACAUGGAGAACAUCAGCUCGUCUCGAGCGAAGGGCAGAGCUUGGAUAAGAGUUGCACUGAUGGAAAAACGUCUGUCCGAAUACAUCGCCACAGCGCUGAGAGACAGCCGCACCACCAGGAGGUUCUAUGACGAAGGGGCCAUAAUGUUAAGAGAAGAAGCCAGCGUUCUUACAGGAAUGUUAAUUGGACUCGGAGCAAUCGACUUCAGUUUCUGUUUAAAGGGAGAGGCUCUGGAUGGAAAAACGGAGGCGGUGAUUGACUAUACGCCAUAUCUCAAGUUCACUCAGAGCUAUGACUACCUGAGCGAUGACGAUGACUGCUGCAGCGUGGAUAGCAGUAACAGUGACGACAGCAUUCCUGAGCAUCCCUACAUCCCGCUGGUCACGGACGAAGAUAGCUGGAGGAACAAAUGUCGCAGGAUGGAGCAGAGGUUCAAGAUCGUCAGUGCCCAGAAGGGCUACCUGGAGGAGCUUGUGCGAUUGCGGGAGUCGCAGCUGAAGAAUUUGGAGAUGGAAAACAAGAAACUAAACAAGAAACUGGAGGAAAUUCAGCUUCAGAGCCAUCAAGAGAAAAGAGAAUUGGAGUCUGUUGUAUUGGAGCUCCAGGAGCAGCUGACAAGUCUGAUUCCAGGUGAAGCUCAUCCUUUGUCUAAGGAUAUGUCUAUUCCUCUUGUAAACCAGUGGCCAUCACUCCACACCUACAACAACCAGGAAGAAAGCCAGCUCUACUGCAGCCACAGUGGAAGCUUCCAGAGUCCUGAGCUUCUCUCAGCACACAUCAGCUUGGACUCAGAUUCCCAGAAGGCUGAGGGGAAGCCAAAUGGCCAGCCUUGGUGCAGAGCAGAUAAAGACUUCACGCCCUCCAUCUUAGGGCUUUGUGGUUCCCUGAACUCGUUACCCAGCUGUAAGUCUCUGCCCAGCCUGAGGUCCACAGAGUGCCUGGUGAACAUUAGCGCAGAGCCAAGUCCUGCUCUCACGCCCAGCUAGAGCCACACGCAAACACACAAACCAAACUUUUUUUUUUUAAUCAGCAAAGGCACCCAAAGACACAGCGGCUGGUAAUUUUCCCAUUUUCAGUGUUCAAUGCAAAUUGUGUGUGUAGUAUAUUCCAGAAACCAAUUAUUGGCACAGGAUUUCACACUCUCUCCUAAUUUCUGCUACUUACUAUUUCCUUUCUCCUGUUUGACUGUUUGCUGUCGUGUCUCUGGGUGUCUUUGCCAUACACUUUUCCUCCACUGUGGACUAUGCACCGACUGCCUAACCACCUGACACACACCUCGAGCUAAACAGUUCAUGUUUUCUUAGCACCUGCCAUGUUUGUUUUUUCCCUUUAAUUAAUCAGUGAGUCUUCUGCAAAAAAAAAAAGUGCACAAGGAUAUAAUGUAUGGUUAUAGCAUCAUUUUGAGAAGUGGUCAUAACUAGAAUAGCUGCCUUUUGCCUCGUUUAAUUAGUUCCAUUUUUGUCUGAAGAUGAACCGAACUGCCAAAAGAUGGUAAUAUUAUUUAACAGCCAUUUCGGUGCCACGUAAAAAGAUGCAUACUGAAAAUAAAUAUGUAUAUCUGUACUCUUACAGACCAGUACAUAUAUAAUCUACUGUACAUGUAACUGCCAGUUGUCUUUUUGCGUUAGUGCCAUCAGAAUCUGUUCUAACCUCCUUAUGAACACUUGGAGUUUAUUGGAUUAAAAAGUCUAAUUAAACCUUUGUUGUGUGAUUGAGGCUGAGGUUGUCAUUAGACAGUCGUUUCAGUUGUAAUUCUUAUUCAUUUUAACGUUGCAAAGUCAUGUUUAUGACACUACUGGAAAUCUGGCUGUUCCUGUUCUAACUGCAAUAAAAUAACUGCCUCGUUUUGGACAA
This is a messenger RNA of Neoarius graeffei (lesser salmon catfish), 2215 nucleotides long. It is a transcript of the gene rundc3ab, whose product is annotated as RUN domain containing 3Ab. The record is from RefSeq and is a predicted model, not a curated record. Lineage: Eukaryota; Metazoa; Chordata; Actinopteri; Siluriformes; Ariidae. The transcript is spliced from 11 exons. Gene Ontology annotation, cellular component: cytosol. Bases 70 to 1347 code for a protein of 425 amino acids.